AGGUUUCUUUUUUUUCAGUCAAAUUGGGGCAUUUGUUUGGCUGCAUCAAUUGAACAGGGGACGACGUUCUUGAUAUAACUCCGAUGUGAGAACAAUGUUCAUUCGAAGAAUAAAACACUGCUAGCACAACACUAGCAACAAAUUCAAAACUGCAACAGCGAAAGAUCAUUUAGAAUUUAUUUCCGCUAGAAACAUACGAAGACAAACAUGCAGACCCCUCCAAGAAUACUUCCACCACAAGGAGGUCGGAUGUCCCCCCGGGGACCUCAGCAGCAGCGCAGUCCGCGGGGACCCAGGGUUGAGGCCGAUGCGGGUUGUUUUAUGGUGUUCUCAAAUCGGUUACCUUCUCAACUGUUACAUGAAUUUGUCAUGCAGAACUACCAUCAUCAUCCACAAGAUCAAGCUGCUUCGCAUGACAAAUUUGUGAAGGGCUAAGCAGCACCUGAAUCUGCGCGGGAUUUGUAAUGCAUUUUUUGCAAGCUUCCCCCUUUUGCUUUUGCCAUUCUUGCAUUACAGAUUCAUGUAACAGUUGGGAAUGUAACGUUUGAGAACGCCAUAUGUUUCGCGACCGCCAUGUGGAUCCGGUUUGCGGCGCUAGUGAUCGGGGUCUUUUACUAUCAUGUGCAAAAGUAUCGUACUCGUAGUAAUCGCAGUCAUGCAUUACAGAUCUCCCUCUUAACCUAAAUCCGCAUUACAAAUUCCAUUUUUCAUGCUGAUGGAAUUUGUCAUGUGAUUUAUACUAGUACGAUGCUUUGCAUUGCAUAUUUACCUGAUCAUGGCGAUCUCGGUGUUUACCAAUUACCAGACGCACAAAGCCGACAUCGACGCCGACCAGAUGUACAAUCCGGGCGGGAAGGAUGCGUAUCACACCAAAAAGUGUUCACGUUAAUACGGAAUUUCGCAUGCAGAAAUCAAUGCAUGAGAGAUAAUGAUGCCCAAAUUUGUAUUGCAUAGCAUGCAUGAUAGCGAAAAUUUGUCAUGCAUCACUGCCAUGCCCCAAAACCGUUGAGUUAACGCUAACACUUUUUUGCUUGAUAGUGCGCAAAAGCAGGCCAUGCUCGGGGUUGCACCCUUCGAACAGGCCGCGGGCGCUAUGCAUUGCAAAUAUAAUAUGUCUGGGUCUGGAAGAGUGUUGUAACUUGUCAUGCUACAUCUGGAUCGUGGAAAAAUUUGUGUUGCAUGAAGAUUACCAAAAGAGGUCCACUUUUGAACAAGUUUAGAGGCAGUUUCUCAUGCAGAAAAGGCAUGAUAGAGAUCUCACAGAACCUGUCAUGCUAGGCCGUCGUGCAUGACAGACCGCGCGGGUCAUGGAAAACCUGCAUGACAAACCUAGCACUCUUCCAGACCCAGACUACAUUUUUGCAUUUGAUAGGCGCGGAGAAGAAACAAGAACAGCAGGAGGGGGAACAGCAGGAAAACGCGGAAGAGGCGGCCGCGGAGACCGGAUCGGAGGAAGAAGAGGUCGAGGGCGAAGUAGAGACCGCGCCGGGGGAAGAUGGACUACAGGAGGAAAACAUUGCCGCUGAAGGAGAGGAAGCGAAGCUGGGAGAGGAAGUUGUAGACGAAACGGGUGUAUCAAAUGCAAAUAUGUCUGGGUCUGGAAGAUUCGGGGAGUUUGUCAUGCGCAUUCGUGCAUGACCCAAGACACCUGUGAUGCAUGCUGUAGCAUCACAGUUGUUCUCGCAAAGCCUUGUUAAUGCCUAUUCUGCAUGAGAAAUGCCCUCUCCGGGUGGCAAAAAUUCCAGCCCCUUUUGCUGCUCAGGCAAUACAGAUUUUUCUAUCAUCGACAGUUAGCAUCACAAAUCCCAUUCUUUCCAGACCCAGACAUUUUUACAAUCCAUAUGGUGCAGGAGCUGCUGGAGCCAGUACUACGCCGGAGGAACAGGCGGCAGCGGCGGAGGCUGCUGAUGCUGCGGCUGCUGAUGCUGCGACCACUGCAGCGACGUUGUCCCCGGCGGAAGAAGCAGCAGCCGCUGCUGCUGCGCAGGAUGCUGCUGCGGCGGAAGACACUCGUGCCGCGGCGCAAGAGCUACUGGGCGCCAAUCCUGCCGCUUCUUCCCCCGCUGGUGCAGCUGCCUCCUUCCUGGAAGAUGAUGAGCAGGUGGGAGAUGAGCAAGCUGUUGUUGAGGAAGAGACUACGACUCCCGCAGGCGAGGACAAUGAAGUUGAGGAAGUGGAGUAUUCCCUGAAAAUUAACCAGCCCCAUCCAAUUUGUCAUGCAAAACAUGUAUAAAAUUCUGUGUCUGUCAUGCAAAUCAAAAAGUGGUUGGGGAUGGUUAAUUUUCAGGCAAUAUGGAGCCGCCGGUGCACAUCGAAACGAAGGAUCAUCUAUGCACUGCAAAAGCGUUUAUCGUACUCGUACAGUUACAAUUGGAAUUGCAGCCAUGCAAUACAAAUGUCUUUCUUAAGACAAUUCCGCACUACAAAUUCAAAUUAUAUUUCCCAUGUUGGUGAGCAGAUAAUUUGUGAUCAUGCGAUUACUACUAGUACGAGCAGAUUUGUGAUGCAGCUUUGCAACGCAUACCACCAAGAGCAGGACUAUGCCACGGUGAUUGAGUACACGGAUGCCAAGGGCGCAAAACUGAUGCAGAAGACCUUUUUCUUCCCGCCCGGGUACUUUCCCACAAGGGAGGCUUAUAGCCCGCUCAGGUGUUACAAUCUCAAACGUUACAAUAGAAUAUAGAAAUCUGUGAUGCAAGAGUGCAUGACCUAGCCAACUCUCAUAGGAUUGAUUGCGCAUGACAAGUUCCGGAGCCCGGAAGCCCACUACAGUCUGGCGAUGGCGAAAUUUGUAUUGCAGAAAACGGAACGCUCUGCGAGUCUGUCAUGCUCUGCUCAUCACGCAAUACAAAACCCAGACUCUAUUGUAACGUUUGAGAUUGUAACGCUUGAGCAGGUCAUAAGGCUGCCAAGGACUUUUUGCAGGGCAAGAUGGACGAGAUCAGCGGCGGGGACUCCGGACACAAAGUCGUGAAACUCGACACGGUUCUACUCUACCGCCGCGUUUGGAACAACAUCGAAGAGGGAAAGGACGGGAAACCGGCGACCAAGGUGAAAGAGUACCGGGAUCGAGUCUCGCAAAUGGAGCGGAUGAUCACCCUGUUCGCCCGCGACCUCGUGCUUGCAGUGCUGUGGCUGGUAUCAAACGCAAAAAUGUCUGGGUCUGGAAGACUGCCAGGUUUGCCAUGCAUAUUUUGCACAACCCAUGAUGCCUGUAAUGCAUGACCUAGCAUCACAGAUUUUAAAAGGGCCUUCUGAUGCGUAUUCCGCAUGAGAAACGCCGACUCCGCGUAGCACAAACUGAACUCUCUUGCUGGUCGUGCAAUACAGAUUUUUGUUACCCUCCAAAGACAGCAUCACAGGUUGCAACCUUCCAGACCCAGAAACUUUUGCAUUUGAUAGCUGGUUCUGGCGUGCAGCACACGGAAACCGGUGGUCACGCUCAUCGCCCUUACCCUCGUGUUAUCAACUGUAAAAAUCCCUGGAUGUCUGGAAACUUGUGUUGCUGGUUGGCGUAUCAUGAGCCGGCCACAAGUGCUGGCUCAGCAUGACAAGUUUCUGAGCUUCGAGGUGUAGCCUAUUGUGCAUGACAAACUGCGUUUCUGCAUGACAAAAAAACGGGGCCCUUGGGUAACGUGCAUGGCAGACUUUCGGGUCAUGCUGGCAGAGCAUGACAGACCUUCCAUUCUUCCAGACCCAGACAUUUUUAAAAUCCAUACGUGUUCGGUGUCGCGACCAUGGUGCUCAUGUACAUUGGUCUGUGCACCGACCAGGUCGGGCCCUACCGCUUCGACCCGUCGGAAAGCGUAUGCAUUGCAAAACAACAACAAGUAUCGUACUCGUACAAAUGCAUUACAAAUUUCCGCAGCAUGAGAAAUGCGGAAUUACCUUAAGAACAGGAUUUGGAAUGCAUGACUGCAGUACAACGAGUAUGAUACUUUUGCACAGGAUAAAGUGCUGGCUUGAACAAGACCGAAGCGGGUGCGACGGACACGACCCAUCCGAUACCAAAUGCAAAUAUGUCUGGGUCUGGAAAAGUGCAACGUUUGUCAUGCACGUUUUGCAUGACGCAUGAGGUCUGUGAUGCAUGCCCUAGCAUCACAACUUCUGUGAGUUCUUUGCCAUGCAUUUUCCGCAUGAGAAACUGCCUCUUGGGCUUCUCAAAAGUGUACAGCUUUAUUGGUAAUCAUGCAACACAGAUUUAGCAUGACAAAUUGCACUCUUGUUCCAGACCCAGACAUGAUUGCAAUGCAUACCCGAAAACGGACGCCGAUUUCCUCAUGUGCGCGAAGCAUCUGUUUGACGCCACCGAAGAACUGAACCUGGAGAUCCAGAAAGCGCUGGCGGCAGAUAUGACCUGCUCAAACGUUACAAUCUCAAACGUUACAAUGGAGCCUGGAUUAUGUAUUGCAUGACGAGCAUGACAGACUCGGACAGCAUUCCGCUUUCUGCAAUACAAAUUUCGCCAGAUUCUAAUGCGGUUUGGGGCUCCGAAACUUGUCAUGCGCAAUCCUAUGAGAAUUGGCCAGAUCUUGCACUUCUUGCAUCACUGAUUUCCACAUUCUAUUGUAACGUUUGAGAUUGUUGUAACACCUGAGCAGGUUAUAGCAGAAGGCAAAAAAGAAGAGAAAACUACCGACCAGGAGCCUGGAAAAGCUGCGGCGGAACAAGAGGCUGCAUCCAACGAGGGUGCUGACGCCGCCGGCCAAGGGUCUGCAGGUGUAGAACCAGCAGCGGCGGCUGGUGAUGGUCUUAGUGAAGAGCAAGCUGGUACAGUAGCGGUUGGCGAUGGGACGCCGGCAGGAGCUGGUGCAGGGGAAGGAGCAGCUGCAGGAGAUGAACAAGCAGCAGGCGACGCUGCGGCGGGGGACGUCGCCGCGGGUGGUGAUGGAAUUACGCCGGCAGAAGAAGCCGCUACCGUUACCGAAGCUGGCGGAGCUGGAGACGGGCUCACGGCGCAACAACCAGCAGUGCAGCAGCAACCUGCAGGACCACAACCAGCGGCCUCCUUCGUCUCGAAAAAGGAGCACAUCUUCACGGUGAAUCAGCAGAAGCUCGUCAUGGCGACCCGGCUCGGCAACGAAGCCUCCAAGAUCGAAUUGCACCAAGCCGAUCGAUAUGCAUUGCAAAUGUAUCGUACUAGUUGCAGUUAAAUGAAAUUUGUAAUGCGGAUUUGCCUCAGCGAAAAUGCAUAUUAACAGCAAGCACUACGAGUACGAUACUUUUGCACAGGAUAAUCGACGGAAGAAGACUGGAGUUGUGCUCCGACAGAGCGUCGGCGAGAACAAGAACUCGUUCCUUGGUGUCGACGUUUCUCAGAAGAAGAAAAAGCAACCACCAAGCAGUGCGGUGGAAAACGUCGGCGACCUGCUUACCGACACGGAGACAGGUGUUGCGGAUGCUGGUGGGGAGAAGCUUGCUGACAUCGCCCCACAAACGGUUGACGGCUCCGCACAACCUUCCGAGGGCGAAGAAGAACUGAGUGAAGCUGAAAAAGCCGCGAUUCUUGCAGCUUCUGCUGGCGGUGUAUGCAUUGCAAAAGUAUCGUACUAGUAUGAAUUGCACUACAAAUUUCCUCAGCAUGAAAAAUGGAAUUUGUAGUGCGGAUUUGCCUUUAAGAGAGAGAUUUGUAAUGCAUGGCUGCAAUUACUACGAGUGCGAUACUUUUGCACAGGAUACGGCGCUGCUGGUGCAUCUUCUGGAUCCGGCUUGUCUGAGGCUGAAAAAGCUGCCAUCCUCGCAGCUAUCAAAUGUAAAAAUGUCUGGGUCUGGAAGAAUGCAACUUGUCAUGCUAAAUCUGAAGCAUGCAAAAAUCUGUGUCGGAUGAUUACCAAAAGUCGUCCAGUUUUGACCAAGUCGGGAGGGAGUUUCUCAUGCAGGAUAGGCAUGAGAGAGAUCGCGCAAAAUCUGCCAUGCUAGGUCCUGCAUUCCAGGCUUUAUGGGUCAUGGAAAAGCUGCAUGACAAAUCGCGCAUUCUUCCAGACCCAGACAUUUUUACAUUUGAUAGCAGCCUCAGGUGAACAAGAUGGGGUGCAAGAAAGUACGGACGGUUUGUCUGAAGCCGAAAAAGCUGCGCUCGGGGCUGCACAACAGGAUCAGCAAGCUGGUGUUCUUGCGGAUGGAGCAACCCCAACCUCGCCCGGAGGUGAUCCUACAGAGUUGAAGAUAGGAGACGAAGUGACAGAUGCGGUUUACGACGGGGACCUGCCACAAGUCACCGUCGACGGGUAUGGCGUGCUCAAACGUUACAUUUUCAACUGUUACAUGAAUUUGUAAUCCAACAAUGGCAAAAGUGAAAGGGGGGACCUUGCGCGUCUUGCAUUACAGAUUUGGCACAGAUUGUAAUGCUAUUUAGCUUGUCGAAACCUUGUCAUGCGAAGAAGCUUGAUCGCGAGAAGCAUGAUAGUGAUUCUGCAUGACAAAUUCAUGUAACAGCUGAGAAUGUAACGUUUGAGAGUCCCAUUACGGGGAAUCUGCUUCGAAGGUCACCGCCUUUGCCCAUCACGAACGUGUAUGCAUUGCAAAAUUUCCGUCGUGGUCCUGCUGCAACACUAAAUGCGGUAAUGAUACAACGUGAACAUGUAGCUGACGGGUCGUGUGUGAUGCUGAUGAUGAUGGUACGUAUCUGCUGACUCCGCAUGACAGAAUCCAUGAUUUUUGAUUGUCGUCCAAAUAAAGUUUGUCAUGCAAUUACUGCUAGCAUCGGAUGCUUUUGCAAUGCAUAAUGGGAUCUGAUCUCCAACAUUGUCACCGAAUUCCGCACCAGUACCUACGCGCACCCGGAUCUGGGUGACACGAGUGACGACGAGCAGAUUUCCACUUUUCGGUAUGAUGAGAUAAGAUUGGUUUCUAGGAGUUGAUCUUUUUUUUGUCAUGCGUAAGGGUGCAACAUGGGAACGAAUUUUUUCAUCUGUCAUGCGGCGCAGAAUAGAUCGAAAUCGUUUACAUAGAAAAUUUUUUAUCACAGGUUCUUUGUCUCCCUGCUCUUCGUCCUGUUCUCUCUGGUCGCCGUUUCCGCCGGUCUGUUUGUCUAUGACAAGGAGGAGGAAUGGGAGGCGCUGCCGUGCUUAUGAGAGUGCACAACCCCCCCUGCCCCCCCUCAUUUGUCAUGUUGCAAAAUGCUUAAUUAAGAGCCUUGGCUCUUGGCACUGUUUGCAUGACAAGUUUUGGCGGCCCAAAUAGCACUACAGUCCUGUCAAAUUUGUCAUGCAAAUCCUGUAUUCUUGCUGACGCUUGUAUUGCUGUUCAUUCAAUAGAAAUGAGGGGGAGGCGGGGGGGUUUUGCACUUUCAUAGUGCUGCGCAGAGUACUACUACGAACUGGACACCACCAACCCUAUCAAAUGCAAAAAUGUCUGGGUCUGGAACAUUCUAAACUUGUAAUGCUGCCUGUCUCUGGAUUCUAAAAAGAUUUGUAUUGCAUGACCAGCAGAAGGACUCCAGUUUGUGCUACGCGGGGAUGGCAUUUCUCAUGCGGUAGAGGCAUCACAAAGUCCUCUACAAAUCUGUGAUGCUAGGGCAUGCAUCACAGACAUCACGAAUCAUUCAAAAUAAGCAUGACAAACCUGGCAAUCUUCCAGACCUAGACACUUUUGCAGUUGAUAAACCCCAACAACGUGCAAAUCAUCAAGAUCCCGGCCAAGGAAUACGAGGCCCGAGGCACCACGCGGUCCCCGACCAGCCCGGGCGCCGGGACGCAAUAUCAAACAAAAAAAGUUCGUCACACUCACCCAUGUUGCGCAUUUUUGCAAUAAGAAACUUUCUGUCAUGCGCAAAAAUGCAUCACAGCCAAACUGCAGAAGGGAUGCCCCCAGUGUUUCUGCAAUACAGGGGGCAGCUGUAUUGCUAAAAUUUGUAAAAUGCAAAGCCUGCAAAUUAGUGACUCUGAGUCUGAUUGUGGCAAACUUUGUUCUCGCCAUACGCAAGCAGGGGCUUCUUCUAGUAGUCAACGACAACCGACAUCGAAUCGGCAACCGACGAAUCCGCAGGUGGUCAUGGGCGAACCAGUGCCGGUCGCGCAGCCGGGAGCUGGCUACGAGAGGGCCAUGGCUGUGCAGCACUUUGUAUAAAUAUUUUUUUUUUUGGCUGUCAAUGCAAGUUUCAGUUUCUUACCCUCGAUAGUUGUUCUUUCGUAGCUUGAAAACAAAAACUACAUGCAACAGAAAAUGCUAUUUUCACGCGACACGUUGCAACACAGAUAUGACUCUUGAAGCAGAAAAUCAGUUUGACAAACUUCUACCCGUAGUUCACCAUCGAUAUAUGCCAUUCAUGCAACACAAGAAAAACAAACAUCAAACAGGAACCCGCGCCCGUCAGCGGACGGUCAAAGAAGUCCAAGCGCCAGGUGCUAUCGGAAUAGAAAAUGAUUGCUAGCACCAGAGUUGAGUACAACAGUUUAAUUUCUUGUCAUUUCAGAGCAGGCGAGGCUUGAAAAAAUAAAGUGCCUCAAGCAUAACUUUUUCGCAUGACAAAUCAGUUCAUGUCGUGCAACUGUGCCAGCAGGCAUUUUUUGGCAUGAUACCCUGUUGACGACCAGGUGGAGAUCAUCGGGUGAAGAAAAGUUAUCGAUGGGUGAAAGCGAUUACUUUUCAAAGGGACAGUGGCAUCAAUGUAGCAUGCCUAAAUCUAGAAGUUUCGAACGAGAGUGUGUUUAUUAGCAUCACAGAUUUGCUCCUUGUUUUUACAGUUUACACAUCACAGUAUCACAGUUGCUUGUCAGAGUUUCACGCAGCAGAAAAUUUCACAGUUUAGAAAACCUUUAAUGCACAAUGAGAGAGAAUCAGACGACGAGAAUCUGAAUUUUUAAUAUUCAUUUUCGAGUGGGAACGAACCAAACGCGGUAGCAACCAGCAGACCAAGACCUUCUUUUGACUUUUACAGCAGGAAUAGCAUUUCAGAAUCUUUUGACUAACCUAGUUUGAAUUUAACAACGUAACUUGAAUCAGAUUUCCAACUUGUAACAAUAAAUUGCAUCAGAAUCAGUUUUUGUCGAGAACGUAACAGAACCCUUGUUGAAACUAGCUACAAUUUAACUUUUAUUUGAUUUGAACAAUUUUACGCAUAUUACUGUUUACCUGUUUGAGCAUCUUCAACUAACGUACCGGAAUUACGAUUUACAAUGUAGCCUUGUUUGUUUUGAUUUUCAGCUUCUAACAGCGUUUCUAUCUUUGUUUGACUUUUAGCAGAUUUACGAAUUUUUUUGUUGCACGAUGAACAAAAGUGGCGGGCUUCUAUCACACUGAAAAGCGCAACAAGACUCCAACACUUACACUAACGCGCCUCACUGUACAAUAUAACGAGGAGGAAACACUCCCAUUGGACUAGACGCACUGCUGCAGCUGCCGUUACAUCGGACCAGAGAAGCGAUUCAUCCCACCGGCGUGCUGUAGUCACCGAGGAGCAUCAGCACCCUGUUACGUCGACACACCAGCAUCAGCAGCAGGUAUCUUAUCCUUCCCUGUGCCAUUUCGAAGAAAGUGAAGAACGGUGAAACGAAAGCGAAAGUAGCGGAGGUAGUUCGUUAGCAAUGUCUGUCUACUGGGUCGUCUCUGAAGGCGUCGCAGCAACAUCGAAUGAAUUUUAAAUGUAAUACGCGGCUUCUCUAUCGCGGGGGAAUAUGACUUCUAAAAAAUCACAAAAAAAAACGUGCGCAAGUAGAACUGCCGACCUGCCAGCUAGGUGAUAUUGUUC
Molecule: messenger RNA, 9688 nt
Organism: Amoebophrya sp. A120
Lineage: Eukaryota; Dinophyceae; Syndiniales; Amoebophryaceae
Source: the annotation of a GenBank genome assembly